AUGAUGUGCCCACUAGUGCCCUCUAGGGGUCCCUUGGAUGAGGAUAUAUUGGAUGACUCCUUGCUGGACCUGAGUGAAGGAGAAGAAGAUGAUGGCCAUUUCAGCUUCACGGAGGAAGAGAUAGAGAAGUACUUGCGGGAUGAUGAUCUAUCAGAUGAGGAUGAGGAACAUUCAUUAGUCAGCCGUGUACCAGUAGCUGAGAGUCCUGGCCUCUUCAAAUCACCUCAGAGUACAUCAGUUGGCCAGGGACCAACUCCUACGAAACCAUUAAACAGACCCUUUGCACCAGAAAAGAAUCUUGUAAAAUUAACAGUUGUUGCACCAUUUAAUCCAACAACUUGUGAUAUUGUGCAUAAUAAGGACAAGACUGAUACAUCCAAAGAUAUUGAAAAACGCUCCUCCCUUGGGGAAGGGAUGAGAGAAGAUGGUCUUAGCCCAAAUAAGAUCAGACUUUGCACUAAUUCUGAGGGGAUCAUCCCCAAUAACUCUUCCUUGGAUGGGCCCUUGCUCCCUUCUCCUUCAAGUAAUAACUUUCAACAAACUGUCCCUGGAAAAAGUAUGCCUGAUAGUAAGAAACCUACAUCUGUAAUCACUCAGAUCUUGGACCAUUCAGAGACUCCUCAUUUAGGGUCAUCCUGGAGAAAUGGAUCACAUAAAUCAAGUUGUGAAAAUAAGUUUCCAAUUGUUUCCAAUUCAUCAAACAAAGAUGUUCUUGACAAGGAUUCUGGGAAGCUGAAAGUUCCUGAGAGAAUAGGCAAAGUCAUCCCUGUUCUGCAAACCAAAGCAAGGACUAAUGUUUCACCGUUUUCACAAUCAGAUCUAGAACGGAAGAAGCAAACUUAUGUCAGGAGUGUUUUUGCUCAUAUAAAAGACUCAGUGGAUUCUAACCAAGGUGCCUUGGUGGAACUGUGUUCUUUGAUGGAUCAAGUUCAUCAUAUGCAUAACCAUCCGCAUCCUUCGGACCUCACCAUUCGAAACUAUGCCCGGUUCCGACAGAAACCUCUGGAAAGAUACAGUCUGACUCAGUGGGUUGACAGGAACAAGCGAAGCCACCAGCGGUUCCAGAGUCUCUAA
Messenger RNA from Pipistrellus nathusii (Nathusius's pipistrelle), 1074 nucleotides. The record is from the annotation of a GenBank genome assembly. Lineage: Eukaryota; Metazoa; Chordata; Mammalia; Chiroptera; Vespertilionidae.